Molecule: messenger RNA, 1044 nt
Organism: Ogataea haglerorum
Lineage: Eukaryota; Fungi; Ascomycota; Pichiomycetes; Pichiales; Pichiaceae
Exons: 2
Coding region: 1-1044 (347 amino acids)
Biological process (GO): translation; diadenosine hexaphosphate catabolic process; diphosphoinositol polyphosphate metabolic process
Cellular component (GO): cytoplasm; ribosome; nucleus
Molecular function (GO): bis(5'-adenosyl)-pentaphosphatase activity; bis(5'-adenosyl)-hexaphosphatase activity; endopolyphosphatase activity
Source: RefSeq, a predicted model, not a curated record
AUGGAGACAGUGUUGUGGCAGUUCUAUCUUUUGUUGCCCCUCGCAAGUUUGGCUAUAAUCUUGUUGUCGCCUGGCCUAUUUCCUGGCACUUCCCAACUAACCAUUCAGGACACCAAAACUCCAGUCACUCUUGCUAAAGUCAUCAAGGUUCUUGGAAGAACCGGUUCUAGAGGUGGUGUCACCCAAGUCAGAGUCGAGUUCUUGGACGACACUUCCAGAACCAUCGUCAGAAACGUCAAGGGUCCAGUCAGAGAAAACGACAUCUUGUGCUUGAUGGAACACUGUAGCAGUCACACGCGACCUCGGUCACGUGACCAAAACUGGUUCCAGGAUUCCCCAAGUUUUAGUGAUCUGGUAAUUAAUUUGAACAAUUUACUCUUGCCAAGAAUGUCGUUAAUGCCCGAUAAAGAUAGUAUUUAUGUCGACGUGGAGGAGUGCAAUACUGCAGACUGUGCCUCCAAGUUUGAGAAGACCAUCGACGCACGCGAGGGCCGCAAAUACCAAUUGUUCAACAGGAAAACCGGUGCACGUUUGGUUGCUGGCUGUGUUGUACUGAAUUCCGACCACUCAAAAGUGCUGAUGGUCUCCUCUACUAAACACAAGGACCGCUGGAUCUUACCUAAAGGCGGAAUUGAGUCCGAUGAGAUGGACAGCUUCCGCAAAACGGCGUCGCGCGAGACUUGGGAAGAGGCGGGGGCUGUGGGGAAGAUUCUCGGCAAGCUGCCGGUUGCUGAAGACCUACGGUACCGCAAGAACUCUAAGAAUAUACCGACCACGAUCGAAAACGAAAAGAUACCUCGGAGUGAGUUUCAUUUCUAUGAGAUGGAGAUUCAAGAGCUGUGUGAGAAAUGGCCCGAAAUGGAGAACCGUAGUAGAAAAUGGUGCACAUAUCAGGAAGCAAAACAUGAGCUUCUCAAGGCAAAACGGUAUGAACUAGCAGAGGUGCUAGGCGAGUCCCGUAUUCGCAAGGACUGCACGAACGUGAAGUUUGAUGAACACUCAAACGUGUUGCUCGAUAAAGAACCGGCAAAGGACACUUAUUAG